Fusarium verticillioides 7600 is the source of this 1422-nucleotide messenger RNA. Its product is annotated as NADH dehydrogenase (ubiquinone) 1 alpha/beta subcomplex 1. NCBI's taxonomy places the organism in Eukaryota, Fungi, Ascomycota, Sordariomycetes, Hypocreales, Nectriaceae. Gene Ontology annotation, biological process: fatty acid biosynthetic process. Gene Ontology annotation, cellular component: mitochondrion. The coding region runs from base 297 to 695 and encodes 132 amino acids. The record is from RefSeq and is a predicted model, not a curated record. Gene Ontology annotation, molecular function: acyl binding; acyl carrier activity. The transcript has 4 exons.
UCUCGUAAAUCCUCAUUGAACUGAAAUCUUCAAUGCUUUUCCCUUCCUCAGCCUCGUCACCCAAUCACACGUCCCCUUAGCUGACGUAUACCGGAGCGCUCCCCCGGCAUAGUCACGUGACUCGUCCCAAACCGAGCUUAGCUUAGCUUUCUCCAUCGGAACAGACCAGUCAACCCGGGCAGCAACGAGAAAUUUAUCAUCACCUUCAACCUCAUCAUCCAAACUCCACCACCGCCCACCGACGUCAAUUGACCCUUUCCUCCUCGACAACCGGGAAAAGAGAAAACACAGCAAAAAUGUUCCGAUCAGCAGUCCUCCGAUCCGUCCGCGUCGCCGCCCGUCCCGCCAUGCGCUCAUUCGCCGUGGCGCCCCGCGUCGCUACCGCCGCUGUCCCCAAGAUCCAGAGCUUCCAGGCCGUGCGGUUCUACAGCGCUGGCGGUGCGCUCAACAAGGAGGAGGUCGAGGGUCGAAUUAUGAGCUUGUUGAAGGGUUUCGACAAGGUUAACGAUGUCUCCAACAUCGGUACCAGCGCUCACUUCGCCAACGACCUCGGUCUUGACUCUCUCGACACCGUUGAGGUCGUCAUGGCCAUUGAGGAGGAAUUCAGCAUUGAGAUCCCCGACAAGGACGCCGACUCCAUCCACUCCGUCCAACAGGCUGUCGAGUACAUCCUGAACCAGCCCGACGCCAACUAAACGUAUAUCUCCCAAACCACCACCCCUCUUUCUUCCUCCUCAUUGUACAAUUACCACUCUCAUGACCACCGGAAUCCUUCCUCGGCAGGAUUUAAAAGACGCCGAUAAAAAGCCAGCGGGGGACAGUGAAGGUGGUGGUGGUGGUGGAAGAAAAGAUAUAAAAACGCAAUAUAACGCAUCAAGUUAUUUUUUAAUCUCGGCGCACCAUGAGACGGUUCAUUGUUUUCCAGACGGUCGUGGAGGAGAGAGCCACAGGAGGAGAGAUGAGGAGACGUUUGAAUGAAAGACCUGACGAGUGUUCGGCUUGAAGUGUAUGCUUGACGACCUUCUUCACUGCUCAAAGGAAUGCCACGAUUGGCAGAUCCCUGGUUUUCAUACUGUGAAGCAGUGAAUAGGGCGAAUGGGAUGCAUUGAGUUCACUGAGUUGACGAAGGGUAGAUGGUGGAAUCUCUACUCUGUGGCUUUGUAUAGUGUAUAGAAACGCCCAAUUUCUCUACGUACAUCCUGUGACUGCUCCCUGUAGAGCUCACAUAGCCGCUAUUCCCGAUAUCCCCAUCUCCACCUGGGAGCAUGACUAGUACGCAGGCCUCAGUAUCACGUAGACAGCCAAAGAUCUGCCGAGAAUCAACAUUACAUCACCGCAGAUGGCUGGGUACUAAGUAAAUCCAGUGCCAACAGGCCCGGUGAACACGCAAUGUCCAUUAUGCAUCCUCCCAUACAUGCAGCU